AUGUUUGACCCGCAUGUAUUAGACUGCCCAGCGGUGAUUUUCGACAAUGGGUCCGGGCUUUGCAAGGCAGGACUGUCUGGAGAGAUUGGCCCCCGCCAUGUUGUCAGCUCCGUCGUGGGGCACCCCAAGUUCAAGACGCCUUUGACAGGGGCCAACCAGAAGAAGUACUUUGUGGGGGAAGAGGCCCUGCACAGGCAUGAGGUCCUUCACCUGCACUACCCCAUUGAGCGCGGCCUGAUCACAGGCUGGGACGACAUGGAGAAGCUCUGGAAGCACCUGUUCGAGUGGGAGCUGGGAGUCAAGGCCAAUGACCGGCCGGUGCUCAUGACAGAGCCCUCCCUGAACCCCAGGGAGACCCGGGAGAAGAUGGCCGAGGUGAUGUUCGAGAGCUUCGAUGUGCCCGCCUUCUACCUGUCAGACCAGGCCGUGCUGGCCCUCUACGCCUCGGCCUGCGUCACGGGCCUGGUGGUUGACAGUGGGGACGGGGUCACCUGCACUGUCCCCAUCUUUGAGGGCUACUCCCUGCCCCACGCUGUCACCAAGCUCUAUGUGGCGGGGAAGGACAUCACGGAGCACCUCACCCGGCUCCUGCUGGCCAGCGGGAGGACCUUCCCGUGUGUGCUGGACAAAGCCCUGGUGGACGACAUCAAGGAGAAGCUGUGUUAUGUGGCCCUGGAGCCCGAGAAAGAGUUGUGCCGAAGGCCAGAGGAGGUCCUCCGCGAGUACAAGCUGCCCGACGGCAACAUCGUUCCCAUCGGGGACCAGCUGUACCAGGCACCCGAGGCCCUGUUCUCGCCUGAGCAGCUGGGCAUCCAGAACCCGGGCCUGUCCAAGAUGGUCUCCUGCAGCAUCACCAAAUGUGAUGCUGACAUCCAGAAGACCCUCUACGGGGAGAUUGUGCUGUCCGGCGGCACCACACUCUUCCAGGGGCUGGACGACCGGCUUCUGAGGGAGCUGGAGCAGAUGGCCUCCAAGGGGACCCCCAUCAAGAUCACGGCGCCGCCCGACCGCUGGUUCUCCACGUGGAUCGGUGCCUCCAUUGUCACCUCCCUGAGCAGCUUCAAGCAGAUGUGGGUUACCUCUGCGGACUUCAAGGAGUUUGGGACAUCCGUGGUUCAGAGAAGGUGCUUCUGA
This is a messenger RNA of Dama dama (fallow deer), 1134 nucleotides long. RefSeq names its product actin related protein T2 (gene ACTRT2). The coding region runs from base 1 to 1134 and encodes 377 amino acids. The record is from RefSeq and is a predicted model, not a curated record. The transcript has a single exon. NCBI's taxonomy places the organism in Eukaryota, Metazoa, Chordata, Mammalia, Artiodactyla, Cervidae.